Messenger RNA from Helianthus annuus (common sunflower), 885 nucleotides. RefSeq lists its product as uncharacterized. The record is from RefSeq and is a predicted model, not a curated record. Bases 1 to 885 code for a protein of 294 amino acids. NCBI's taxonomy places the organism in Eukaryota, Viridiplantae, Streptophyta, Magnoliopsida, Asterales, Asteraceae. The transcript has a single exon.
AUGGGUGUUUUAAAAGAGGGUCCAUGGAUUAUUCGGUCUCAACCGAUUUUUCUAAGUGAAUGGUUGCCAUCUAUGAAACUGGAAAAGAAGGAGGUAACCAGGGUUCAAGUGUGGGUUAAGAUACAUGAGGUUCCAAUAGCAGCUUAUACGGAGGAUGGGCUAAGUAUGAUUACAACUGCCAUUGGUGAACCGAAGCAUCUGGAUUCUUACACAGCGUCGAUGUGUAUCGAUAAUUGGGGAAGAAGUAGUUACGCUAGAGCUCUAACUGAACUUUCAGCAGAUAAAGAAUUGAAAGAGGAGUUGACCUUGGCUAUACCGGAAUUGGAGGGGGAGGGAUUUAUCAAAGAAACUAUGUAUAUUGAGUAUGAAUGGUGUCCGAUCAGAUGCUCGGGAUGUUGUGCAUUUGGCCACUCUGAUGAGUCAUGUCCCAAGCAGCUGCAAAAACCAACGAACAUUGUUAGUCAAAACCAGGAUAGGAAACUUGUUAUGCCAGGGAAUCGGAAAGGUAAGGAGGUGCCUAGAGUUGAUGCCGAUGGUUUUACGGGGGUCCAUUCUAGGAAAGUAGCAAGGAAAGGUGAUAUUCAGAUUAAUAAACCAAAGACAAAGUAUGAGUAUGGACCAAUUAGUGUUAAACGAACUGAAGAGACAAAGUCCAAGCCGUUGGGGGAUAUUUUUACGUCUCGAAAUCCUUUUGAGGUUCUGAAUGAUAUUAAUACGGAUAGAGGGCAAAGUAGUAAAAGUGCUAGUGGGGACCUGGAAGACUCUGAUGAAGAGGAGGUAAUAGAAAUAUUUAAUGAAACGGAUGGUUUUCUCAUGGAGGGAACGGAUAAUUCUGAACGCAAUAAAGGGGCAAGCACUCCUUCAACGCAAGUUUCCAAUGGUUAG